CGAUCUUUCUCCUCGGUCUCAUAGGCUGCGAAUUCCCUCAGAAUCUUUCUUUUGCGGGUCGCUAUUAUGCUUGCAAGCCCGCGGCGGCCGGAGUCCAUCUUCUACUGCGGGGCCGACCGCUCAUAGAUGUAUAUAUAAGUUUUGUCUUCUCAUCUUUAGACAAUCUUCAUCACCCCAAAUAUCCAAUUUAAUCUACAAUUACUCAUCCCCACACUUAUCGAACAAAAUGGCAGUCCAGACUCUCGAAGUCCACCCUCUCGAUGGCCCCCACCCCCAGUUCGGGGCUGAAAUCGAUAAUGUCGACUUAGACAACCUUUCAGACGCAGAUUUUGAGACUAUCCGGAAUACUUUGUACAACUACCAUGUCAUUGUUCUUAAGAAUCAAGCUGGUGUCUCCCCAAAAGCUCAAUACGAAAUCACCAAAAGAUUUGACCCAGCUUGUGAAGGCAACUAUGGCCACGGAAAGACCCUUGAUGCCAAGCGAUCCGUUCUUCACCCAGAUCUCAAGACAAUCCCCCACCAGCCACAAGUCCAAGUAAUUGGUAAUGGACACUAUGACGAAUACGAGGGCUUGAAGGACAUCACUCUGAAGCAUCCUCACCACAAGAGCUUCCACAAGAGUGUUAUCUCUGAGGAGGAUGAUUUGGACUUCACGAGAUUCUACAGAUGGCACAUUGAUGCUGCUCUUUACGCUCUAAACCCACCAAAGGUCACCUCCCUAAUGGCUGUCAAGGUUCCUGCUGGAAGACGCCAGACACUUCGAUAUGAUGAUGGGACUGGAGAGGAGAUGGACGUCCCUCUUGGAACCACCGCUUUCGUUUCAGGCCAGAACAUGUACGACAUCCUAAGCGAGGAGGACAAGGAGUUUGUCCGUGGAGCAAAAGUCGAAUAUGCAGCGCAUCCAUACAUUUGGAUGAGUCCAGCCAAGAGCCGAACGGAUGGCCUGGGAAUGAUCUCUGAUGGAUUGGAAUUGCCCCUUUCUGAGCUACCUCCCGUGGACGAGAGUCAAAUUAAGAUCUUGCCAAUGUGCUGGAAGAAUCCUGUGACGGGCAAGCUCGCUCUUCAAAUCCACCCGUCAGCUAUCAAGGCCAUUCACAAGCCAAACGGAGAUGUGAUCACGGACUUGAAGGAGGCCAGGGAUCUAGUUCAUCGAUUGCAGCGCCCUGCCAUCUCCCCUAAGUAUGUGUACGCACAUGACUGGGUUGAGGGCGAUUUCGUCCUCUUCAAUAACCAAGGUGUGACACACUCUGUUGUUGGUGCUUUCAGCCCUGAAGAGCGCCGCUUGUUCAGACAGUGCAACAUGGCAAGCAGCGAAGGUGUGAUGGGAGCUGACGGGAUCCUCUACUAGGGGAUGACUGAGACUUGGGCGGAGCGAAGAUGAUGACAUGUGCUUGAUGAUGCUUUUGCUUUCUUGUGAUUGUGGGAGCAUUUACGAACUCGGCGUUUUGGAUGUAUCUAAGCCUCAAUGGAGAGGAACUUGGCAUUUGAACGUAACAAAGCGUAUACCC
Molecule: messenger RNA, 1508 nt
Organism: Hyaloscypha bicolor E
Lineage: Eukaryota; Fungi; Ascomycota; Leotiomycetes; Helotiales; Hyaloscyphaceae
Product: Clavaminate synthase-like protein
Exons: 2
Coding region: 227-1348 (373 amino acids)
Molecular function (GO): oxidoreductase activity
Source: RefSeq, a predicted model, not a curated record